This is a messenger RNA of Cyprinodon variegatus (sheepshead minnow), 2175 nucleotides long. RefSeq names its product oligodendrocyte-myelin glycoprotein-like. Gene Ontology annotation, molecular function: protein binding. The record is from RefSeq and is a predicted model, not a curated record. The coding region runs from base 268 to 1659 and encodes 463 amino acids. Gene Ontology annotation, biological process: neuron projection regeneration. Lineage: Eukaryota; Metazoa; Chordata; Actinopteri; Cyprinodontiformes; Cyprinodontidae. The transcript has 2 exons.
CCAACCCGAAAGAUCCAUAAGAUGCAGUGGUAAACUCUCAGCUUCCAUAGGGAGGAGAAAAGGGGACUGGACUGCAUGAAAGUUAGGGCAAAACACCUGCAUUGGACAAGGGAGCAAGGGUCAAAUUCUAAGAUAGAUACAGAGGAAGAAAAAAAAAAUCACCUUCAGCAGAGCACCAGCUGGUCCCGAGCUUGAAAGCAGCAGAGAGGAGACAGAAGAGGUGCUGAGCAGCAAAAAGGAGCAGAGAAAAGUGACUGGAAUGAUAAGAUGAGGAGCAGGCCUGCUCUGUCCAAGCUGAUUCUUAAUGAGGCCCUCCUGGAGCUCGUGCUCGUGCUCUUGCUCGGGCUUCGCGUCCUGGCCGUGUGCCCCUCCAUGUGCUCCUGCAGCCGUAGCCACAGAGAGGUGGACUGUUUCCGGAAGAGCCUGAGAGAGCUCCCCGAUGGUUUGCAACAUAACAUCCUCUCCCUCAACCUGUCCCACAACCGGCCUCUCCAUCUGGAUGGCAGGCUUACCUCAUACACCCACCUCCGUGUCCUGGAUUUAUCCCACAACAGGCUGAGACGCCUGCCUGAAGCUCUGCCUCGGUCUCUCUGGGAGCUCCACGCCUCCUUCAACCACAUCCAGCUGUUGGACAAGAACGACACGGUCUACCAGUGGAACCUGCGGAUCCUCGACCUCUCCAACAACAAGCUAGAGAGAGUCAUCUUCAUUAAUAACACCCUGACUAAUCUACGCAUGCUCAAUCUCAGCCACAAUCACUUCUGGACCUUGCCAACAAACCUGCCUGCACAUCUGGAGACUGUAGAUCUGUCUCACAACCUGCUUGGAAAGGUGCUGCCGGGUUCUCUCGACCGACUCCCAAGGUUAUCUCACCUCUACCUGCAUGCUAACCGCUUCUCCUCACUACCUUUUGGAGUUUUGGACAAGAUGAUUUCCCUUAGAGUUAUAACUCUAGGAAACAAUCCGUGGGCCUGCCACCUUUAUGCUGAUGUUGACUAUUUACAGUCUUGGACUCAGAGCACCUCUGUGCUUGUCCUGGGCUGCCCCUGCCACACUCAGCCUGUGUGUGGAGGGACGCACACUAGCAGGACUGGAGGUUGGAACUUGGACUCCUUCAUCCUUCCUCCUCUGGAAGCCGGUACCUUAGAUCUGAGCUCCAUAUCGGCUGAAGAGAGCGUCACCCAGUGGUUCUGGUCUGUUCACGCUCUCCACAGCACGCCCCAAACCCGCAGAGAAGCUCUAAACACACCGCACCAUGCCUUCACAGAAAUGCCUAUCGGCAUUUCCACCUUAACAAUUAAUCACUUGGCUGGAACUGGCAGCCUGGAGACAAUAGAUCAUCUCAUCUCUGGCACAAAGGAAACUUCAGACUCACUCCACACAGCGGACUCAUCCCAUUUCUCUGACAAAAGUCUCAUUACUGACACAUCUAAAGGAAACGACGUGGAGCCGGCCUCCGAUCGAUUUUUUAUAACAGAGGCCUCCUCCACCCAAACAAAGAGGACAGCAACUCUCCGCACCAGGAGCGUGAGGAGACACAAUCAGUCGCCUUCUGGUGGCAUCAGAAACAGCAGCCCAGCUCUUGCUCCAGCCUGCUCCUUACUCUGGGUCUUUCACAACUUUAGGCUUCUGCCUCUCAUUUGGCCUCAUCUCUUUUGACAUAGGGCAUUAAGAGUUAAGGGAAAAAUGGAAAUUAAAUAAAAAAUGAAUAAAGCACAAGGGAGAUUACAAUGGAACCAUUGUUACAUCUAUAAGAGCCAUGUUUACAUUGAAAAGAUUUCUUAAAACCAUAUUUUUGACUACAUAUAGUUCAAAUUGGUGCCAUCAAAAUGGAUUUAAAGUAGAUGGAACCAGGUAGUUUAUCCCUCGCUUUUACUUCUACUCUUAUUCUUUGUCAUGUUAUUUCCGCAAGCUUUAAUGUGUCUUAUUAGGACUUCAGCAUACUGGGGGGAAAAAAAGCUCUGCUUAAAAGUGAAGUGAAAAAAGGAUGCGGUUUUCAUAUUUUCCUUGCAAGGAAAAUUUAAACUAGUUUUGCAUGCUUAUGAUUCAGCCCUCUUAAGUCAAAGCCUCACAGGGCCUACUUUCUUAUCAGCUGCAACUACAAGUGCUCUGCUGUAUGUCUCCACAUGCAUUGCAGAUCUAGAAAGCUUUUUUUUUAGCAGUAGUAUUGCUCAU